Messenger RNA from Parnassius apollo (apollo), 696 nucleotides. Lineage: Eukaryota; Metazoa; Arthropoda; Insecta; Lepidoptera; Papilionidae. The record is from the annotation of a GenBank genome assembly.
AUGUCAUCUAGGUCGAAACGAAUGAUUGAUGCGGUUAUUAAAGACGUUGUGUCUGAUUCGCAAAAUAUGGUGGCCGUUAAUAAUUCAAAUCGUGAUCAUCGUGUACGUUGCUACGAACCUAUGGUAAAGAAGAAAGAUUCGCCGCUUCCUUCUGAUGCAGAUAUUUCUGAAAUAAAUCAAAUGAUGGAUUUGUUAUCCGAUUCCGAGGAAAUAAUAUGUCAAAGUUGUAAUAAUUCACUUAUCACCAAACAAAGUUUUUCUGACGAUUCUCCGGCUGAAGAAAAUAUCACACAACAUCCAUCUCCCGAUUGUAGCUUAAAUCAUCUAGAUUAUGAUUGUGAUAACCAUUUCAAAAUUCCCAUUCCAAAAGAUAUUUUACCUCUACAGCCAGUUAAUUCCAAUAUCACCGACUUAGCAUAUACCCCUCAUGCAAACACGCCUCUCUCUUCUUACUCAGAUGCAACACAAGUUUCUAGAAAAUGGGUUUUCACGCCAAGGAAAGAUAAGGGAAAUAUCAGACGUCGACAUGUUACGGAAUGGAAGGACAACAAAAGAAAAAUUCUAAGAAACUUGGGCAAGGAGUAUAUUAAGAGUCGUGAUGGUACUGUAAGAAAAAGCAAAUCUAUGGGUCCUGUGUGUCAUGCAAACUGCAGACUGAAAUGUUUAACAAACAUUAGCCAUGAAGAGAGAUUAUGA